GAUUUCUAUAGACAAUUCGACAUACGAAAUUAUUGAUGAGAGAAGUGCGAAAGUUCAAAUUAGAUUUAUCCGAGAAACAGGAGCAAGAAGUGGAUGUAGAUUUGGAUGCACAGUUUGACGAUAUCGGAAACGAGGCACCAGUGGCAGUGAAUGUAACACCAGAAGUUGUUUCCCCCAAUGCUCUGCAGAAAAGUAAACAAAAAAGUGAAGGAUGUAAAGGGGCUAGGAAAGAAGAAUCAACACAAAGUAGUUUGAAGAAGCAGAGAAUGCCGAGAAAAAGCAUGCAUAGCCAACUAGUCUCGAGAAUUACAAAAGAUUUGCAAGAGAAGAAGCAAUGGGAACAACCCAUCGGAGGCAAGCAAGUAUCGUUUUAGUGUCACAUUAUCAUCUAAAGGCGACUAAGGGAAGGAAAUAACGAUAGGAGUACUCGGAUAAUGCUCCACAAAUGCCAUAACACAAAUACCAACGUAGAAGUGUCGGG
Messenger RNA from Loa loa (African eye worm), 481 nucleotides. RefSeq lists its product as hypothetical. Bases 36 to 374 code for a protein of 112 amino acids. The transcript is spliced from 3 exons. Lineage: Eukaryota; Metazoa; Nematoda; Chromadorea; Rhabditida; Onchocercidae. The record is from RefSeq and is a predicted model, not a curated record.